AUGAAGCUGCACCUUCUCCUAGGCACUGGACAUGGCACUGACAGCAAGGGUGUCAAGGGAGCAGUUGGACAAAGCUUGGGAGAAGAAGGCCAGCGAGGCUUUGCGGCAAAGGAUUGGGCCACACAACUGGGAGCCGACGGAGACCGAGCCGAGACCAUCGCGGUGGAUCGACGCUUUUUGGCGGGAGAGAGCAGCCGCAUGGUCUUGCUGCAUGACUAUCGUGAUUUGAAGUUCUUGCAGAGGGUUUCAGCCGUAGCCUUGUUUGGGACAUUAAUGUCCUCCUCUGGUUUGGCCUAUGCUUUGGCUUUGACAUGGCCAGUGGAGCGCUGUUUGAUGUUUGCAUUCCAAAUGGUCGGUGUGCCGCUGGCACUGCACGCAUAUUUGCGAACAUAUGUGGCCCGUGCUGUCUUGGAUCCCAAGCGAUCGCAGCUGCUGAUCACUGGCUGCACCUGGUUCGGUGCCCCACGGAGCACGGAGGAGGUGAUCUUCCUGGACCAGUUGAGGCCUGGCCACGCCCUGGAGGGAGGCUUCAUCAAGUUCCGUUUGGAAGGCUCAGCUUGGGACAUUUCUCGGUGGAUCUGGUUUCGCAUGCCACGGGGUGCGCAUGGAACCGACACCGUGCGCCCUGGAAAGCAGGUGGGGAACAGGCCUGUUCAACGUUCAGCCCAAGCCGUUGAAAAGAGCUCAGCGACUGUUGAGCAACCAGGCGUCGGCCAGCGGCAUUUUCUGGGAGCAGGCCUUGGCGUUGAAGGCCGAGAUCGCCCAGAAUUUGCAGCACCUCGGGCUCCGCAAAUCAGGCAGACGCCAGAGCAGGUGACGCCACAAGGUCCUCGAAGAGUCCUGCAGGCUCUCAGGCUGCAAGAUGGCCUGCCAGCCUCGUCACAGGAAGAGCAGAAGUUGUUUGACUUCUUCAGCGAACCUGCAGCCUUCGGCCUGGGGCCUGGCGUCAUCAAAUGCAUUGACUGGUGGCAGUGCUUAAAACGCGAUGGAUUAUAUUGCACGCUCGGCGUGGAAAAAGAAGCGGUGAAGUUGGAGAUCCACGAGUGGCAGGCAGCUAUUCAGCUUCAUAAACUUGUCGAGCUCACUUUCCCAAUCCGCAACCUGGCGGCCGAGAAGACCCGACUGUCAAAGCGUCGGCCAUCAGUGGCACUCUUACAGGACUUGGAGGAUGCACCAGUGGUUGCAGCACCCAGCGAGGAGGAAGUCGCUAUGGCUUGGCGUCCCAAGGAAAAUGCCUCUGGAAGCAGCAGCAGCGAGAACUUUUUGACAAGAGGUGAUCCUGAAAGUCAAGGGCGGUGGACUGUGCCGCCAAGACUUCCCUCUGUCGAUCGUGCUACUCCUCCGCGGACACCUCCAAGGAAUGGUGCGGAGAUGGUGGAGAAAGAAGAGGUUGAAGCAAGAGACUUCCGCAGCAACGAGCUGCGGCCACAUGUGAUGCGGAGCUCCAGCGGACCACGUGCUGCAAGUGUGGGUCAUAGAUACUCACCAUCACCCAGACCAAAGCCAGAGGACCUGCCUUGUUAUGGCCUUGAUGCUGAAUUGAAAGCGAAGGCUGCAGCGAAAUACAGUCACGCUGCCGAAGAAGCUGCUGCGAACUGGGUUCAGGCUGUGACUGGCCACAAUUUUCAAGUUGACUUUGGCACGACUCUCCGCUCAGGCGCAAUCCUGUGCGAUCUCAUCAACUGCAUUCGACCCCGCAGCAUCGGCAAGGUGAACGCACCAGGGAUGCCCUUCAAAGAACGAGAGAACAUUUGCAAUUUUCUUCGGGCAUGUCGUUCAUUUGGAGUACAGGAGUAUGCGCUCUUCUCCACAGAUGACUUGUACGAAGAGAAGAACUUGAUGUCUGUGGUCAACUGCCUUCAUGCCUUGGGUGGUGCCAUCCAGCGAUCCGUGCCUGAAUUCCCAGGUCCCCAUUUGGGUGUGCCGGAUACCUCCAACACGAAGCGCGAUUUCAAACGAGAUCUUGGGCCGGUCUCACAAACUGGAGGACUCCGAGGUCCGCUAGAGAGAUCACAUUUGGACGUCGUCUCCAAUGCCAACGUGAGAGGUGGUGGUUGCUGAUGCUGAUGACAUUUUAGAGGUGAGCCCUCAGGUUGCCACCGUUUUUUUCAAAACUAAAAUGUAAAAGACUUGCACGACCAUCGAAUUUCCCAG
Messenger RNA from Cladocopium goreaui, 2154 nucleotides. NCBI's taxonomy places the organism in Eukaryota, Dinophyceae, Suessiales, Symbiodiniaceae. The record is from the annotation of a GenBank genome assembly.